AUGGCCGGUCUUUCGCCCGAUCAAGUUGCCUCGUUCCAAGAGAAUGGGUAUCUUGUCCUACCGGACUACCUCAACCCCUCAGAAAUCGAGUCUCUCCUCACGGAAACAAACACGCUCCUCAACGACUUUUCGCUGGAAAGCCACCCCCUCACGCAAUUCACCACCGGUGACGACGACGAAGCCGACCAUGUCGGCGACGAUUACUUCCUUAGCUCGGGCGACAAAAUUCGCUUUUUCUUCGAACCAGAUGCCUUUACCUCCGAACUCGAUCCGCUAACCGGGCGCCCCGCGCUGCUGAAGCCGAAGAAUCUGGCCGUGAACAAGAUCGGACAUUCGCUGCACACUCUCUCGCCACCCUUCAAGGCCGUCUCGCUGACUGAGCGUAAUGCGGCUGUUGCGCGAUCGCUGGGUUUCCAGGAUCCUCGCGUCCUGCAGAGCAUGGUUAUUCUCAAACAACCGUCUAUCGGGGGCGCGGUGCCCUCGCACCGAGACUCCGAGUUUUUGUAUACCAAUCCACCUUCGGCUGUGGGUUGGUGGUAUGCUCUUCAAGAUGCGGGGCCAGGAAAUGCUACACUGGGGAUGUGGAAGGGAUCGCAUAAGGGGAGAAAAGGUGGGCAUAUUACCCGGCGCUUUGUGAGAAAGUGUGAUGACGCAGGUACGGAGUUUGUGGAAAACAUCGGGCCUUCAUUACCAAUGGGCAUGGAGGAAGACAAGGUCGGGGAGCCUGGUGAUGAGGAUCUCGAGAUAUUGAAUAUCAAGGCUGGCUCGCUGGUUCUUAUUCAUGGGAAUGUCUUGCACAAAAGCGAGAAGAAUACCAGCCCACGGAGUCGGUACGCAUAUACUUUUCAUGUCAUUGAAGGGGCCGACGGGUGGGAGUACGAUAAGAGAAAUUGGCUGCAGCCCCCGGAGGAGGGCUUUUCAAAGUUAUCUUAG
Messenger RNA from Penicillium argentinense, 933 nucleotides. Its product is annotated as phytanoyl-CoA dioxygenase family protein. Bases 1 to 933 code for a protein of 310 amino acids. NCBI's taxonomy places the organism in Eukaryota, Fungi, Ascomycota, Eurotiomycetes, Eurotiales, Aspergillaceae. The transcript has a single exon. The record is from RefSeq and is a predicted model, not a curated record.